AUGAUACUGUGGCCGAUUAUUUGCAUACUAUAUGGAUUUCAAACAGUGUGGUGUAUUUCUGCCAGCCAAGCUCCUGGUGACAUCACGGUCAUGUUCAUAAGUCCGACCACUGUCAAAGUAUCUUGGAAAAUAUCACUAAUAGGUAUUGAAAAAUAUGACGUCAUGUACAAACCAACCAACGCCAGUUACAGGGUAGUAGCGGAGAUAGCGGUCAACUCCGAUUCCGUGACACUCGGUAACUUGAUGCCAAAUACACAAUACCAAGUAACUGUGACAGCGUUCAAAGCAGGUCGCCGAUUCCGUAGCAGACCAGUAAUAUUUAAAACACUUGAUAAAGGUGUGUCGUGGCCAGAUAUUCAACAUUCACAGAUGAAUACUAGUGGUGAUGUUGAUAUAUCACCACCGGAUGUUGUAGGUGGUGUUGGACAUUCAGUACCACCAGAAGGUUCUACUUCGCCUCCUUAUGUACAGGUGCGAGGAAUCGAAAUUACUAUUGUAGUGCUGGUCUUAAUGGUCUGGGUCGGCGCUAUAAUAAUGUUUUUCAACCGAUGGGGUAAAAUUAGGAUGCUUAUACCAUAUCAACCAGACUAUAAAGACACGCAACUCAAAGUGCCCGGAACAGGUGCAUGUAAUACCACCAACUCGUGCCAAAACCCAACAGGACCAAGUUUUUGUUGUUCGCAGAGACACCUGAUGCGCUGCGGCCUGGCCGAUCCGCUGGACUGGCGCGUCCGGAACCUGUUGCGGUCCCGGUCCCGCGUCAACUCGGCCAUCUACAUCAGUCCCGUCUACCAGGACGCGCACGUCCGAAACGGCAUUUCGGUAAGGCCGAUUCGGAAGGCCCAGAGCGCGGACUUCCUGCCCAAGUACGACUACAGCGGCUGGGCCAACUACCAGCAGUUCUCGUUGCCGCUGUCCUCCGGUCGCGGCGGCGGCGGCGUCUGUGGCGGCGGAGUCUGUGCCAGUGGCGUCUGCGCCAACGUCAUCAGCGUAGGCGGCGUCUGUGCCAGUGGCGUCUGCGCCAACGUCGUCAGUGCCGGCGGCGUCGAGAGCACCGUCCACCAGCGGCACAUGAAACAAUUCCAACUGCCCACCGUUUCCAUAUCCAUCGCGUCUGACUCGGAUAAGGCGCUCAACGAACUGCUCAUCUAA
Molecule: messenger RNA, 1152 nt
Organism: Macrosiphum euphorbiae (potato aphid)
Lineage: Eukaryota; Metazoa; Arthropoda; Insecta; Hemiptera; Aphididae
Source: the annotation of a GenBank genome assembly